CCUUCUUCUGACCCCCUCAAUCAUCACCAUCCGCUUGUCCCUCCCACCACCACCAACCAAAACCCCCAACGGCCGAGGCCGUUGCGCCGCCCGCCCGCCCCCGCCGUCGCCGGCGACUUGGCGGCAGCGAUGGCGUUCCACUACCCCGACCACGGGCUGUCCAUGGAUGCCGCGGCGGCGGCGGCCGCGACGUCGCCGAACCCUAGCAGCAGCUUCUCCCCCGGUGGCUGGGAGAGGGAGAAGGCGGCCGUCGCGGCUCACCCGCUCUACGAGCGCUUGCUGGAGGCGCACGUCGCCUGCCUCCGUGUCGCCACCCCCGUCGACCAGCUCCCCCGCAUCGACGCGCAGAUCGCCGCCCGCCCCCCGCCCCUCGCCGCCGCCGCUGGGGUCGCGGCCGCAGGCGGGCCCUCAGGCGGCGAGGAGCUCGACUUCUUCAUGACGCAUUAUGUGUUGCUCCUUUGUUCAUUCAAGGAGCAACUCCAGCAGCAUGUACGUGUUCAUGCCAUGGAAGCAGUGAUGGGUUGCUGGGAGCUUGAACAAUCUUUACAAAGCCUAACAGGGGCAUCUCCUGGUGAAGGCACCGGAGCGGCCAUGUCUGAUGAUGAAGAUAACCAGGUGGAUAGUGAGGCCAACAUAUUUGAUGGAAACGAUGGGUCAGAUGCUAUGGGCUUUGGCCCCUUUAUACUGACAGAGGGUGAACGAUCCUUGGUUGAGCGUGUACGGCAGGAGCUGAAGAAUGAGCUUAAGCAGGGGUACAAAGAAAAGCUUGUUGAUAUUAGGGAAGAGAUUCUUCGCAAGCGCAGAGCUGGUAAACUUCCUGGGGAUACUGCAUCUAUAUUGAAAGCUUGGUGGCAAGCUCAUUCCAAGUGGCCAUACCCAACUGAAGACGACAAGGCCCGACUGGUGCAGGAAACGGGGUUACAGCUAAAGCAGAUCAACAACUGGUUCAUUAACCAACGCAAACGGAACUGGCACAGCAACCCAACAUCCUCCGGUGAAAAGACCAAGAAGAAAAGGUAAUGAUGGCCUGAGCAAUCUUGACGAAGCUAGAUGUAAACUAUAUUGUGAGCAGUGCAGUUCAUUCUCCCGCACUCUGUAGCCAACAAGAUCUGAAGACCGACCUGUUCAGAGGGAAAUUUCUAAAAGGAUGCAUUUUGGCGACUUAGCGGUCACCUAAUGUCCUAGUUUGACCACGUGGAACUGAAAGUUAGUAAUGACUUUCACAGUGUAGCAUUUUGCGAAUGUGAUUUGUGAAUCAUAUGUUGUACAACCGUCGACUAAAGGGUGUAAUUUAUGCUAUAUGUAAUUGCUUGUUCCACUGUGUAAUGAUAUUUUAGGAAGAAUUUGAGAUUAGGUUUGGGAGUUAACAGUCUUACCUGUGUAAAGCGUGUUGGGUAAUCAUCGUGUUCAAAAUGCACCUGAAGGCUUUGUGAUGGAUC
Messenger RNA from Phragmites australis (common reed), 1439 nucleotides. RefSeq names its product homeobox protein knotted-1-like 2. Gene Ontology annotation, cellular component: nucleus. Gene Ontology annotation, biological process: regulation of DNA-templated transcription. The transcript is spliced from 6 exons. NCBI's taxonomy places the organism in Eukaryota, Viridiplantae, Streptophyta, Magnoliopsida, Poales, Poaceae. Bases 130 to 1020 code for a protein of 296 amino acids. The record is from RefSeq and is a predicted model, not a curated record. Gene Ontology annotation, molecular function: DNA binding.